CGGACCGUGAGGCACUGCUGGAUGACGGAGACCCUGUUGACAGACGACCUCUCUCUCCAACUUCAGUUCGGUGACCUUGUUCCGCGUGUCAUGAAGGUCAAGGCCGAUGGCGUCCGACGACCCCCGCUGCUGCCUGCUCCUGUACUUCUACACCUACUGCCUGGCCCUGGGCACCGCCUGCAUCUCCGUCAUCCUCGCCUGGACGGAGCAGGCCUCCCUCCCCUCCAGCCUCCUCAUGACGUCAUCCCUGACCCUCAGCGCCGGCACCAUGGGGGCGCUGGCCGCCCUGUCCCUCGGGCCUAGCACGGAGGUCAAGGUCAAGGCGCGGGCGGUGCUGACCCCGGUGGGGUUGGUCCUGACGGCUCUACUACUGGGUGCCGGGACCUUCGUGACGGACACCGCCGCCCCCCUCUACUACGUCUGCGGGCUGCUCUCCUCCGGCCUUCACCUUCUCACCUGCUGCGUCCACAUCGUGCAGACGAUGCAAAAACGGCGCCCACUUCCGGCGAGGCGCGCCUCCAUCUUGUCCUUCGAUUACGCCGACACGCCCAGCCACGUGGUCGUCUGCACCAUCGCCAUCGAACGCGCUGACCAGGCCCGGUCAUCAAUUCCAGAGCCCGGUCUAAAUGGCACCAGAGUCAGACAACCCCCGCGGUCGCCGAUAGAUCAACUCGGGGUUUACAAUCUCCCCGCGUUUCAAUCUGCGGCUAAAUAUAGCUCCAAGCCGCCCGAGUACGCGGAUAUCGUAGGGGAUUCCCCGCUCUCCGCGGGCAACCCGCCCUCUUAUAGUGACGUCAUGCUUCACCGCCUAAACACGGGUGACAAACAGCUUGCCGGAGAAAAUAAAACAAUCACCGCAUAACUAUACGACACAUACCUAAACACGCGUGGUAUGGAGGAAAUUGAUUCGUUACCGAAUCUUCAUUCCGGUAGUGUUUUUGAAUAGUUUCUAUUUAUGGUAACAUCACGUCACGUGUGAAGCGUGUGUACAAACAUCAGUGAGGAGACAUUUUUUUUUAACCAGCCGCCACGGUCAUGUGAUCAAUUGUUGCCAGUUCAGCUGUUUUAAUUAACUGUAACUCUAACCCAGAUAAUGGAUAUUUCAUGUA
This is a messenger RNA of Physella acuta, 1109 nucleotides long. RefSeq lists its product as uncharacterized. NCBI's taxonomy places the organism in Eukaryota, Metazoa, Mollusca, Gastropoda, Physidae. The record is from RefSeq and is a predicted model, not a curated record.